GUCAAGCUCCUUGGUACGGCGACAUUCGUAUGCUGUGUGAUUCAAGUCUGCGGUUGGAUUCUCUUGGCGACAGGGGUAAACAACUAUAAUCAAAUGAAAAAGAGGCUCAGAUAGAGAUACACAAAUUGUCAAAAUGGCGGCUGAUUUGAGGCAACAGUUUGAACUAUUACAAGAACAGAAGAAGCAAAAAUUGCUGAGAAGAAAUGACAAAAUGCGGCAAAGUUCUAAAAGCAAUUCAGCCCAAGGGAUAAACAAAUCGCAAAAUUAUACAGAACCAGAUUAUACCGAUAGCUUGCAAUUAGACGAUAAUUUAAAGUUAGAGGAUAUUUUUAAUAAUCAGCUGGCUUUACAAGACAAUUCAGAUUCAGAGGACAUGGGAGAAACUAUAAGAGAGCUAAAAGAUGAAAAUGGAAGGCUCCAUAAACUCCUGGGAGAAAAAGAUGAAGAGAUGAAAAUUUUCAAAAGGAGAUGGCAAAAUGAAAAGAAAGACCUAACUGGACAGAAUAUUGGCUCAGAAAAUGUUGCCCAAAAAAUUAUAGAACUUUCUAAAAAGAACAGAGAACUCAAUGUUGAAGUUGAAAGUGGUAAGACUAAGUGUAGGCAGAUGCAGAACGAGGUCAAUAAGCUUGAAACUAAGUUGAGAAAGUUGUCAGCUAAACCAAAACAAUUCUCUAAAGCAGAAGAGGAAGGAAGUGAUGGGUCAAAGAAUGUUAACAAGGUAGCAGAACUUGAAGGCAAAGUCACGCAGUUGACAUCUAAAGUUUUUGAAUAUAGAAACCAAGUAGAAUCACAGAAGAAAGAGCUGAAAAUAGCACAUAAGGUUUUGACAAAUGAGAUUGGAGAAGAUGUUGAUAUUCAAAAACUCCUAAAUUCUGAAAGCAAUUGGCGAGGAAGACAACAGCAAAUUUUGAAUUUGCAGAACAAGGUCUCCGAUUUGCAGAGAAAACUAGUACAGUCAACUAGGUCUUCUUCUAGAGAUGGCAACAUGUCUGCGUUAUCUGCGAUGAGCUAUCAAAGUCCACUUGCAACCUCGAUGCACGAUGAAAAGAUACGAUUGACAAUAAAGAAGAUUGAACAAGAACGUAAAGAUAACCAACAGAAAUUGCAAGUCGAAUUAGAAGUUCUACAAAAGGAAUACACACGUCUGAAAGAAAAGCACGAUGCUGCGAAGACGCGGAGUCAAGUUUUGAGUAAAGAAUUAAAGAGUGCGAAGGCGCAAGUUAAUACUUUAACAGAAAAGGGGAAACACGACGACGAACUUGUGUCUGCUUUGUUGAGGGAACAAGAGUAUCUGAAAAACUUAAAUGUGAAGUUGUCGAAAGAAAAGGAAGAAAUGGAAUCACAUUCUAACAGUCGCGUUAUUAAAGUCAAACAGGAUUUAGAAAUAAAUGAAGAGCUGAAGAGACAAAUUGAAGAACAAGAAAAUAAAGUGAGGGAUCUCGAAAAUGAACUCGAAAGCUUGAAACAGAUAAAAUUACGCGAAAAAGAAAGGGCAAAGAAUGACGAUUUAGAGCAAAGGCCAAUAAGCAAGUCAAAACCAUCCUUUAUUCCAACACCUCCUACGUCAGCAGACAGAAGAAAUGGAUACGUUAAUAGAUUCAGGAGAGCAACAAGUGCUUCAAGUGAAACUGAUACGUCAAAACUCCAAGAGAUACGAACGAUGCUGCAGGCUGUAGAAGUAGAGAGAGAUAGACUGAUAGAGCUUGUUGAUGUUUUACAGAAAAGACUUGAUUCUGCUGGGGAAGAGUAUAUAUUGCGUGAAAAUAAAGUCAUUGAAUUGAGAAAAACAAAUGUAAAAUUAGAAAAACAAGUAGAGCGUCUGAGAGUUUCCAACAAAUUGCAGACGGGCUCAGUUAAAAACAGGCCAACCAGUCGGGCAGGGAAAAAAAGCACAAAGGAAAAAUCAGCGGAGGAAAUGCUAGAGGAGUUGGAAGAACUGCGGGCAAGGCUUGAGAUUCAAAUAGACGAAAAUGAAGCUAUCAAAGACGCACUGGAGUCAACACUGAGAGCGAAAAAUGAGGACUUGAAAAUUUAUCAAGAAAUGGCUGAACAGACAAAAUACAUAUAUUUGCAAGGAUUAAAGCAAAUCAAGCAGGCUGCAUCGUCAUGAAAAUGUUGGUUUGUUCCUUAAUUCAUUUUUUUUGUUAUAUGUUGUAUGAUUGAUCUUACGCUUUAUUUCUUUAAUUAGUCUUUAAAUACACAGUAGCUAACCCUGUCAUUUCAUCCUUGUAAAUAGAUCUUUGUAUCUUUUAAUUAGCACAUAAUCGAUUAGACAUGAAUUGACAUUAGAUUUGAAGAUAGUUGACAGUUCAGGCCUGCAUGUGUUUCUUAUUUUGUAAGUCAAGCUUUUCUGUACUGACAGACUGAUCAAACUUACCGUAAAAAUCGAUAAAAAAUCAAUGCUUUUUCCUGCUCCCGUCAAGCUAUUUCAUUUCAACUAAUCUUCUACUUCUUCGCUGCCAAACAAAAAACAAUGUAUGAUUGGUCUCGAAAGUUGCCUAUUUUAUUGGUGAAAUUAAUCCAUAAUUCCUAAAACUUGAUGUUUUACUUUAAGAAGGGGACGUUUAUUCCUCUUCUCGGCAAACUUAAGUUGAUGAUAUUUUAGCCAAUGUUUAAAAAUAUAUAAAGCUUGUACACAAUAUUUGAGUAUUAAAUAUCUAAAAUAUGUAAAGGAAUCAUAUUGUAUUUAUUGAUAGCACGUCUUAUUAUAUUGACGUAAGACCAUAACAAUUAGCUGUUAAAUUUAAUUGUAAAAUGCUUGCUACGAUCAACACGUUUGACUUAAACGAAUCAUAAGAUAAAUGCAAUAAAACACUGAAAAAUUUGAACGAAUUUAGAUUAUUUAAAAUGAUUUUGAGCUGUUAAAUUAUUUUGAAACGAUUAAGAGCCGGCUUUCAAGCUACAUGCACAAACUUGUGCAUUGAGGUUAUAAAACCUAUAAGCAUAAUUUAUGCUUACGUAUUUCUCAUCGAUGAUGGAGAACAUUUGUUUGAAGACCGUUUCUGUUCUACUGACAAGUUUCCGUUAUCCAGUAAACAACUUGUUUUCUCUGUCACACAGCAAGCUAUCGCAGCAAUGACGUGGAAAUAUUCCUCUUAAUCUAAGAUUGAAAUUAAUAUGAGUAAUAUCUCCUUGUAUGCUGAGAGGCUUAAUAGCAGGUGCAGUAUUUCAUUAUUUGCAGCCAAAUGAGCGUGGCAGCUAGAUAAAUAUUUUUAAGCGAGUAGUAACAUCUUUAGGCACGCGGCACUGAUUGUGUUUGCGUUUUUCUGAUUUGUCUAUUUUGAUCCACGACUGGGUAUAUAUUUUUCAUCGUGUUCUUUCGGACCCUUAUUCUGACGUUUUUUGCUCUGAGAAGUAUUAGACGAAAAAGCUUUUAGCCAAUAUGUUGUAAAAUGUUUGUUUUUUUCAAAGCCAUUUUCAAGUUCUGUACCGCCAAAAAAUUGUUCAUCAAGGAUUGUGUAAAAAGUCAGUUAAGGUCUAACUGU
Messenger RNA from Rhopilema esculentum, 3485 nucleotides. RefSeq names its product coiled-coil domain-containing protein 13. Gene Ontology annotation, biological process: non-motile cilium assembly; cytoplasmic microtubule organization. Gene Ontology annotation, cellular component: centriolar satellite. The record is from RefSeq and is a predicted model, not a curated record. Lineage: Eukaryota; Metazoa; Cnidaria; Scyphozoa; Rhizostomeae; Rhizostomatidae.